Zymoseptoria tritici IPO323 is the source of this 1776-nucleotide messenger RNA. RefSeq lists its product as uncharacterized. The transcript is spliced from 2 exons. Bases 1 to 1776 code for a protein of 591 amino acids. Lineage: Eukaryota; Fungi; Ascomycota; Dothideomycetes; Mycosphaerellales; Mycosphaerellaceae. The record is from RefSeq and is a predicted model, not a curated record.
AUGGGCAACAAGAUCUCUCGCAACAAGGACGUGAUGGGACCACCCAAGGGCACUCUCCACCGCCGCUCAUCCAAGGGCCGCAAGCUCGUCCGUUGGGAUCCCAGCAAGGACCAGUACCUUCUCCUGUCCAUCGAGGCCCAGUGUCUCGAAGAUGGUAUUCAAUUGCCCUGGGAGAAAAUCGCCAAGCGUCUCGCUCCACACCUGAGUGGCCAAGGCGUGAAGCAGCACCUUCACAAGCUCCACCAGGCUCGCGAAGCCGCAGGCGAGCCCGUUCCAGUCAAGAGUCACCGCGAUAACCGCGGCGCUAGCCGCGCAGCUCGCGAGGACCAGCCUGAGGUCGCGAUCAAGGUGGAGGACGAUGAAGAUGAUGACGACGAUGAGGAGAUUUCGGUCCAGCAGGCCAAGGUUCCUCGCAAGCGCUCCUCUCUUCUCGCGUACAAGCCGCAGCCUCCGCAGUCCGCGCAGACCGGCUCCUCCGCUUCGACCAAGAGCAGCAAGCGCGCAGAGUUGACCGGCAACCGUUUCAUCGAUCAAGAGGCUGCCUCGGCCGCGAAGAAGUCCAAGAAGUCGAAGAAGAGCAAGGCUGCCAGCCCAGCUUCCAGCACCACCGGCAGCGACAUCUCCACCUUCACGUCCGGCAAGAAGUCCCGCCACCGCCCAUCCAACUUCAUCAUCACUCCCGAGUCCACCGCGGCGUACUACGGUAUUCCAGUUGGCGCUCCGAUUCCCGAGUGGGCUCGGAAGGCUGACGAGGAGGCUGCCGUCAAGCGUCAACUUCGCGAGGGGCCGGCCAAGAACUACCGCGAAGUCUUGGAGGAGGAGCAGGAGGUCGAGGAUGAAGGCAACGACAGCGACGAGGACAUCGAGGUGACGGAGAUGGAGAAGCAGGAUCGCGGCCAGGAGACUUCUUCCGGCGAUCGUGUCGUUUCGUACAACGAGAACUUCAACCCGUACCUCGGUGAGAACCUCCGCGUCGAUGCUGCAAUGCGCAUGCCAGGCUACAACAACCACGGCAUGAGCGAUCAGGAUUCGUUCAGCUUCCCCGGCGGUUCGGAGUUGGCCGGUCACAACUUCCCUGGUCAGAGUUUCUCCGCUCAGAACUUUUCGGGCGGUCAAGACUUCUCCAACGGUCCGGGUUUCGCCAACGCCCAGAACUACUCCGGCAUCCAGGACUUUGGCCGCGGUUCCACUUACGCCAUGAGCUUCUCCGGUGAGGGUCUUGGCGCGUACGGCCACGAUCAGGCUUCGCUCAGCAACUCCACCGUCAGCACCAGCAUUCUGGAUCCACUUCCGAGCAGCAUGACCAACAACAACAACGGCGGUAACAGCUUCCACAACAGCUUCGACGGCGAAGACAUUGCCGUCAUGAGCAACCAGAGCGGCUCCAACAACAACUCCCGCAGCAACAGCCAGACCGGUCUCACCACCAUGCAGCAGGUCAACGACUUCGCUCCGAUGCAGAUCGACCAGACUCCUCUCAUGCAGAACAUGUCUUUCAGCCCGGCUCCCACCACCCCGUUCGCUCCGAUGCAGCCUGGCACUCCCGCUUCCUUCCUCCACUCCGUCUACGGUAUCGGCUCUCCCAACCUCGGCGGCAACUCCUUCAACAUCGGUGGAGGUGCGGCUCACAUUGGCGGUGCGUCUUCAAGCUUCGGUGGCGGUGUGUCUCCGGACCUCAUCACUCCAUUGAGCAACGGGCAGAUGGACUUCGAUUUGAACGAGAUGGCGGGCAACAGCGGCAUCUUCGGCGACGACAUGUUCGGCGACACUUUUUGA